This is a messenger RNA of Sclerotinia borealis F-4128, 630 nucleotides long. Lineage: Eukaryota; Fungi; Ascomycota; Leotiomycetes; Helotiales; Sclerotiniaceae. The record is from the annotation of a GenBank genome assembly.
AUGGGUUGUUGCAAGGGCUCCAAAUCCGACACUCCUCCCUCUCCAAUUCUGUCACCAAGACCGAGUCGGGCUGCUACUACUGGCAAUGCAGCAGCAGUAAAUGCACCAAUCUGCCACCUACCAUCGACCUUCUCCCUCUUCAAUCCACCACCACCAAUGGGAACAGCAGCCACUUCCCAUGGCCCGCCUCCCCACCUCCCUCGUCAACUUGAGUCUCGCGGUAGACGGCUCUCCGAGGUCUCAGCCAUGAGCAUACCAAUGGCUACCAAUUCCGCCGCAUCGUCUGUCUCUGCGCUCUCCACCACCUCCAGCCACCCCACCUCAACCACCUCAACCACCACAGCCACCAAUAUUCGGGCUCAAGGCCCUGAAACCCCUUCUCGACUCGCUGGCCCAAGCCCCAGCUUCAUGGCAACAUAUGAAGCCACCCAACGCCUCGAAGAGGCUCAGCAAGCCAAUGCGUUUAACCAAGGUUAUCUUGGUGGUAUGGAGAUUGUGGGGACCAUGACUCCGCAGUCGAGUGGUGGGAAUGAUGUCGGUGGGGUUAGACGUGGGAACGGGCAGAAUAGACGUAGGGAGAAUAGGCGGGCGAUUUAUGGGGUUGGGGAGAUCAAUAUGAGAGAGAAAUGA